AUAAAAGGAGCAGACACUUUUCAUUCAAAGUAUCUCCGUUCAGUCAUGGGGUCAUCAGUGAUCUUGCUCAGCAUUGUAACCAUGAUGGUGUGUAUGGAGGGUUCAAAAGCACAGACAUCAAAUGGUUGUGGGGAAGCUCCUCUAAACACACGUGUUGUGGGUGGUACAAAUGCCCCAGUAGGUAACUGGCCCUGGCAGGUCAGUAUUCACUACAACAGACAUCACAUCUGCGGAGGAACUCUGAUCAACAACCAAUGGGUGAUGACAGCUGCUCACUGCAUCAUUUCUACUAACACCAUCAUGUGGACCUUGUACUUGGGAAGACAAACUCAGACCACAUCUGCUGCCAACCCAAAUACACACGAAUUGAGUGUUGGUGUCCAGUCCAUCAUUGUACAUCCGAAAUACAACAACUCACUUUACAAUAAUGACAUCUCCCUGAUGAAACUGGAUCAACUUGUGACCUUUACUAACUACAUUCGUCCGGUCUGCCUGGCAUCUACUGGGAGUGUCUUUCACAGUGCUACAACCUGCUGGGCUUCAGGUUGGGGAAAUAUUGCCAAAGACCAGUAUUUGCCGGCCCCUCAGGCUCUUCAGGAAGUGGAAAUCCCAGUUGUGGGCAACAGACAAUGUACCUGCCAAUACAAUCCAAUAAAAAAUGUUGGAAUUACAUCGCAGAUGAUAUGUGCAGGCAGAACUGGUAAAGGAAUCUGCCAGGGAGAUUCUGGAGGCCCAUUACAGUGCAAACAAGGUUCUGUGUGGAUCCAGGCAGGGAUCUCGAGUUUUGGAAUACCUUGCGCCAUGAAAAAUUUCCCAGAGGUCUAUUCACGUGUCUCUGAAUUCAACACUUGGGUCACAGGGAAUGUGGAGGGAUCCAGCAUUGGAUUCGUAAAGUUUUCAUCCAGUGGCACAGACACAGACAGCAGCUUUACAUGCUCAAAUGCUCCCACACUCAAGUUCUCACAGUACUCUAAUAUUAUCAUUUUCUUCACAACACUCACCUUCCUCAUUUCACAUGCAUAUUAACAAUAAACUGACUCUGCUGUGAGUUAACAAGAUGAUGGGAAUAGGGAUGUGUCACAGUGACAAUGCAAAUUUAGUAGAUCCACUCAAAGUGUAAGGUUUAGGAGGUUAGCAUAAGCAGUUAGCCCCUGCUGGUAGAUGUUGUAACUACACCAUUAUGCAGCCAAAAAGCAUCUUUCUCCUUUGCCAUUCAAAAGAAGGCGAGUAUUCUAAAUAUUCUUUUUCUGCAAGCAACAUUAAAUAAAACGUGCAUCACACCGUAAUUUUGACUUAAACUCAUUAUUAGGAGCUUCCCAGUGUAAUACUGGCACCAACUUGUCUGCAUCACUUCUGGGAAAUUCAAAGAACUCUGCGAGUACCAAAUCAUAAAAACUUUCACACAGAAGAACAUUUCCACUGAAGUCAACACAUCCUACUGAGCAAGGACCAUAAACGUGAAUCUCUGCCCCCUCUACUCCCCUUCAGCUCAGAAUCAUCUCAACUCACUUAAGAUCUCUGUGUAGCAAAAUAUAAUAUCUGAUGUACACAAAUAAUAUAACUAGGCAUGUUUGGUAUAAUUUAAAAUGAUCAGUGAGACUGGUAUAAUGGUCUCUUUCCCCAUGUUGAUAAAACUAAUGUAACAAAGUUAUAAGGUCUUUUGCCAAAUGCUGUAUAAUUCUGGAGGUCUGUCCCCCUCCCUGCAUGUAUGUUAAUAAGGUAUGACACCAGGACGUCCAAACCUAACCACUCCCAAAAUUCCCUUUGUUCAUGGUUUGGAUAUUUAAGGAAAGCUGGCCCAGAGCUUGUGGAAUCUGCAUUCAGUUGCUGUGUGUAAUGAUAAACAAAUCAGGGUUUCUCUGUAGCCAGAUUGACCCACACAGAAAACAUUGUGUGUAGCUAUCAAGUAAUUGCAAUUUGAAUUUCUUAUGUUUGGUAAAAGUUUGAAUGGAAUGCAACUUUAGCUAUACUAUUAUUUUAAUUGGAUUGUUUGAAUGUAUUAAU
This is a messenger RNA of Xyrauchen texanus (razorback sucker), 2004 nucleotides long. RefSeq lists its product as uncharacterized. Gene Ontology annotation, biological process: proteolysis. Gene Ontology annotation, molecular function: serine-type endopeptidase activity. The transcript has 6 exons. The record is from RefSeq and is a predicted model, not a curated record. The coding region runs from base 46 to 1026 and encodes 326 amino acids. NCBI's taxonomy places the organism in Eukaryota, Metazoa, Chordata, Actinopteri, Cypriniformes, Catostomidae.